AUGGCAGAAGAUCGACGCAGUCAAUACCUUCAUCAUGCGGCAGGUGGAAUUUCAUCUAAAGAAUGGAAACGUGGCCAAGAAAAUCCUGCACAGAUUCGACAAACAGGUGAAGAGAAGCGUCAAGAAAUGGGCGCACCUGCCGCAGAGAGCCAGCGCCGAGGUCCUAUAUCUGAGUUACAAAGAGGGCGGAUUCACAUCCUACCAGCAGCGGUGUUGGCAGAUAUUGGACAGGUUGUACACGCCCACCGACUGCUGACAUCAAAGGACAGGGCCACGUCAGAACUCAGCAGAGCCACGCUAGCAGACGUCGUCAGGAAACGUGUGGGACACGAACCCAACACGGAGGAGAUCGUCGGAUUCAUAAAUUUCGGAAGAAGUGGCGAUCUCGACAAACCAGCGAACGACAUUACGACGACGUGGUCGAGGCUCAGGACGGCAGUGCGAAGGCUGAAACCAAAGAUCAACCUGCAGCUGGGAUUGGACGAGCUAACCGUCGACAACGCGCCAGUGAGCAGGGAGAACGCAGAAUCGAGCCUACGAGCAGCUGCACGACGGUUCUACAAGGAAAGAUUACUCAGAAAACCGGACCAAGGAAAAGCAAGGCGGCUUCACCAGAUUCGCAGAGUGGAAAUUUAUUCAUCGAGCGCGGCUCAACGUUUUACCACUGAACGGGAGUCGUCCAUUGGCAGCGGCGACAAGCGAUGCAGAAGAUGUGGACAGCACGACGAGACCCUACCUCACGUCAUCAAUCACUGCAAGCCGCACCUGAGCGCCAUUACGAGGAGACACGAUAGCAUCGUGCAGAGACUGAUUACGGCGGCAAAGAAACCAGCGGACGGAGCCCUAUACGCUAACCAGCCGAUACCAGAAUACGACGGUCAAGAGCGACCGGACAUCGUUAUCAUAGACAACAAGGAGAAAACAGCUGCGAUAAUCGAUAUAGCAGUGCCCUUCGAGAACCGGACCGAGGCCUUCCAGACAACUAGACAGCUUAAGAAGGACAAGUACGCCGCACUUGCUGAGCACUUUCGAGCCAAGGGAUUCAGGACUACAGUAGACGCUUUCAUCGUCGGAUCUCUCGGUGGAUAUUGCAGCCGCAAUUGGACCGCGUUAGCAGCACUCAAGGUCAAUAAAAAGUAUGCAGUGCUGAUGAAGCGGUUGAUGGUCUCCGACACGAUCCGCUGGUCCCGAGAUAUCUACGUGGAGCACAUCACCGGACACAGGCAGUACCAGGACGCAGGACCCCACACCAGCAGCUACAGCACUGGAAUGAGGACCACUGGAUUGAGGAACAGGACCAAACUGGACUCAACUAUUAUAAUAAAUGAAAUAUCUUAA
Molecule: messenger RNA, 1338 nt
Organism: Ctenocephalides felis (cat flea)
Lineage: Eukaryota; Metazoa; Arthropoda; Insecta; Siphonaptera; Pulicidae
Exons: 2
Coding region: 1-1338 (445 amino acids)
Source: RefSeq, a predicted model, not a curated record